Quercus lobata is the source of this 1484-nucleotide messenger RNA. RefSeq names its product putative methyltransferase DDB_G0268948. The record is from RefSeq and is a predicted model, not a curated record. The transcript has 2 exons. The coding region runs from base 46 to 828 and encodes 260 amino acids. Lineage: Eukaryota; Viridiplantae; Streptophyta; Magnoliopsida; Fagales; Fagaceae.
CCGAAGCAAUUCACAAGACCAACAGACCAAGCUUAACCGAAGAGAAUGGCUGGCAAGUUUGACAAGCAAGCUGAUUUUUACUUGAAUGGUAGGCCAACUUAUCCAACCGAGUGGUACUCUAUGCUGGCUGCUCUCACUCCUCACCACUCUUUAGCUUGGGAUGUUGGCACCGGCAAUGGCCAAGCUGCUAUUGGUAUUGCUGAGCAUUAUGAGCAAGUAGUUGGAACCGAUGUGAGUGAGGCUCAGUUGAAAUUUGCAAUGCCACACCCACGCAUUCGAUAUCUCCACACCCCAUUAUCCAUCACAGAUGAUGAAUUAGUGGCCUUGAUUGGAGGAGAAAAUUCAGUUGAUUUGAUUACUGUGGCCACAGCUAUCCACUGGUUUGAGCUCCCAAAGUUCUACUCCCUAGUGACACGGCUUCUAAGAAAGCCAGGAGGUGUAAUUGCUGUUUGGGCUUAUAAAGGCAUAGUAGUUAGUCCCAUUUUUGAUUCCAUAAUUAAGCGUUUUUAUGACACAACUCUUCCCUAUUGGGACCAAAAAAUAAAAAGUGUUUUUGAUGAUUACAAGACACUUCCAUUUCCUUUUGAAAGUGUAGGUAUAGGAUGUGAGGGGAAACCACAACAACUAGAUAUACCAAAAGAGGUGUCAUUUGAGAAAUUCUUGAAUAUGUUAAGGUCAUGGUCCGCAGUAAAUACAGCCAAAGACCAAGGUGUUGAUUUGUUAUCAGAAAGCGUGGUUAAAGAACUUGAAAGUGCUUGGGGAGGACCUACUUUGAUCAGAUCAAUAACCUAUAAGGGAUUUAUGCUUGCUGGAAAAGUUAAGCUUUAAUUUUUUUUUUAAAAAAAACUCCACAGGGUAAGGGGUUGGGGAAAGAGGGAGUGGAGGGUUGUUUAUGAUAUUUGCAUAAGAUAUUGUAAUGUUUAAUAGUAAUAUACUAAUUUAGUAGCCUUCUCUAUAUGUGCCAUUGAAAUUCUCUAGUUAUCAUUGCUCUUGAAAAAGUGUUAAAUUAAACAAUGUGGGCCUUAAAUUUUUCGCUGAAACCCUAGUCCUUUCUUAGGGCUUUGCUUAUGUAGAGUGUUGCCUUUCUUGUGCAUUUUUCGUCCCACCAGUUACUGUGGUUGUUUGUAUCAUUGCAACUUAUUUGCAAGUGACCAUCUUUGUUUAGUUGCUGUUGCUUUUAGUAAACAAUAGGUACUGGAGAAUGAUCAUUAUGCCGAAGAUAUUGCUUUCUUACAAGCCAGUGAAGCCACCAUCAAGUUUGUCUGAUCGAGGCCUAAGUAAUAUGAUCUACUACGAGGGUCAUCCAGGCUGGCUACUUGCUGAAAUUUGCAGCCAUGAUCAUUCUCUCUGUGCUUGGCCUCGAAAUACUGUUGAAUCGAUGUGCUUCUAGCUAGCUCUAACAUGGUAGCACAGAAUUUGGCCCACCACGCUUCUCCGCAACAGGAGUCUUAUCUUUGGCUUAAAUGAGAGACAUGAUUUUCUCC